AGAAUAUGAAUACGGUAGUUGUCUCAUCAGGUGGAUUUUCACCUGGAGGGACAUCCAUCUUGUUCCAAAUCCAUAUUGAGGGAGGUGGUGAAUACCCCCCCACGGUGGACGUUGUGCUAGGGUAAACUUGAUAGAAAUAGCCAACAAUUAAAAAAAGUCCAGGAUUCUCGCUGAAUAUUUUCGUCGAACUGCAGCGAUGACAAGUGGAAAGAUUUUCGUGGGCUACUACGGAAGCUGGGCGGUGUACCGGCCAGGAGAUGGAAAGUUCGACGUGGAGCAGAUCGACCCAACCCUCUGCACCCACCUAGUCUAUGCAUUUGCCGGAGCCGGUCAAGAUAACAAAAUCAAGGUUCUCGAUCCAUGGAAUGAUAUCGUCGACGCAUCGGGCUCCGGGAAAGAUGCAUACCGACGAUUCAACGCUCUGAAGAAGAGGAGCCCUGGACUCAAGACUCUCUUGGCCGUCGGAGGAUGGAAUGAGGGAUCCACCACUUUCUCCCAGAUGGCAGCAGAUCCGACGAAGAGGGCAACAUUCGUGAGAAGCUGCGUGGAUCUCCUCAGGAUAUAUGGAUUCGACGGACUGGAUAUGGACUGGGAAUAUCCGGCUAACAGAGGAGGCAACAGCGCUGACAAGGUAUGCUUUCAGGACGUUCAGGCGAAUUUUGUGCAGCUGCUAAGAGACCUGAAGGCAGCUUUCAUGCCAUACGGGUGGCUGUUGACUGCUGCUGUUUCGGCUGGUAAGGGUACCAUCGACACCGCCUAUGACGUCCCUGCCAUGUCACAGACACUGGACUACAUUAAUGUGAUGGUAUAUGACAUGCAUGGAGCCUGGGAAUCCUAUACUCACCACAAUGCUCCCCUCUUCGCCCAUCCACUUGAUCAAUCCCGAGGCAACACAUACUUCAAUGCUAACUGCAGCAUGCGCUACUGGUUGAGCUUGGGAGCCCCAAAAGAGAAAUUGGUGAUGGGAAUGCCUAUCUACGGACGAGGUUUCACUUUGGCUAACCCAAGCAAUAAUGGCUUCUAUGCUCCAACUUCUGGGCCUGGCACGGCGGGUCCUUACACAAGAGAAGCAGGAAUCCUCGGCUUCAACGAGAUGUGCGAAGUUCAGAAACGGUAUGGAGACUUCCAGAGGAUCUGGAACCAUGACAUCAAAGCUCCUUAUUGCACCUUCAACUCGAACCAGUGGUUUGGAUAUGACGACAACGAAAGCAUCGCCCUCAAGGCACAGUUGAUCUUGGACUUGGGUCUGGCCGGGGGGAUGGUCUGGUCUGUUGAGACGGACGACUUCCGAGGGAAUUCCGCAUCGGAAAAAAAUCCCAUUCAGAACACCAUCAAGAGAGUCUUGAAUGGGUAAUCUUCACUGAAUCCGACCUCCACCAAGACUCCUUGUCCCGCUACUUCCACGAUCGCCAUUCGCUUCUAUUGAGGGCGUAUAACAGAUUUUUUAAAUUUUGUUUGCCGCAGUUGUCAUCGGCAUACUAAAGAGGGAGAAUGGGAUGAUCAGCUCUUCUGGAUUGUUUGAUUUACUUUUGUAUACAUUUUGUUUUACAAUAGUCCCGCAGGAAAUAAUCGGAUGUAGUCAAAUCAUGUGAUCUGGCAGGAAAGUGAAUUGGACCAUUCCUUGUAAUAAGUCUUUCACCAAACUUAUGGCGAAAUAAAUCCAUUAUAUUUCUUGUCA
This is a messenger RNA of Darwinula stevensoni, 1678 nucleotides long. The record is from the annotation of a GenBank genome assembly. NCBI's taxonomy places the organism in Eukaryota, Metazoa, Arthropoda, Ostracoda, Podocopida, Darwinulidae.